AUGAUAAAAUCGAUUAUACUAUUGACAAAAUCUGUGAUAGUGAAAAUUAUUCGUAUACCCGUAAGAAUGACGAGUAUACACAGUGCGUAUGUUGAGGAAAUACAUGAUGUACCGAUGUCAGUCAUAAUACGACCAUUUAUACCGGAACUAGAUGAGAAGAAAGUUGAGUCACUUAUGGAAACUAUUCAGAAAGAAGAGGCCCAGGGUUUAGUUCCACCAAUAGAUGUGUUAUGGAUCGAGGGAAGUGAAGGCGGGAAUUAUUAUUAUAGUUUCGGCGGUUGUCACAGAUUCGCUGCCUAUAAACGACUUAGCCGUCCAACGAUACCAGCUAAGUUAAUAAGAUCCACAAUGAAUGAUCUACGCACGUAUUUGGGGAGCAGUACGCCGGAUCUUAAAUAA
This is a messenger RNA of Pieris macdunnoughi, 399 nucleotides long. Lineage: Eukaryota; Metazoa; Arthropoda; Insecta; Lepidoptera; Pieridae. The record is from the annotation of a GenBank genome assembly.